Molecule: messenger RNA, 1028 nt
Organism: Daktulosphaira vitifoliae (grape phylloxera)
Lineage: Eukaryota; Metazoa; Arthropoda; Insecta; Hemiptera; Phylloxeridae
Product: ankyrin repeat and SAM domain-containing protein 3-like
Exons: 6
Coding region: 189-881 (230 amino acids)
Molecular function (GO): protein binding
Source: RefSeq, a predicted model, not a curated record
AGUUUGAUUAAUAGUAAAACGUGAACCAUGAGCCGAACAACAAUCGUGUUCGAAUGCGUGCGUGUCUAUACUUAUCUACUAUGAAAAAAACUAUGUUUAAUUGUAAAUUAAUUUAACAAAAAAUUCCAAUAUUUUUUUUUCUUAUUUAACGAAAAAUUAAUACAAUUUCAUCAAUAAAGACGUUUAUAAUGGAUUUAUACACAGCGUGUACAUUAAAUCAUCCUAAAGUUAUCGAAUUAUUAAGCGGUAAUUUGAACACUGCUAACAAAAAAGGAUGGACUUACUUAAUGUACGCGUGUUAUUAUGGAAAUGAAAUGCUAGUUGAUCGUAUAGUGAACGCAGAUCCAUCUACAUUAUAUGCUAUAAACAAAGAUAAACAAACACCUUUGAUGAUAGCUGUCAUGUCCGGAAAUACAACCAUUGUCGAAAAAACAUUUCAUAAAGAUAUUAUGGAAAAGCCUGACAAAUUAGGAAGAACGGCCAUGUUCUAUGCUGUAUUAUAUAAUCAAGAAGAAAUAUUGGAAUAUUUUAUUGAAAAUGAAUCUAAUUGUGACGUUAUAGAUAAUUUUGGAAAAACCAUGACUAUGACAGCAAUAUCCAAAGGAUUUCGGAGAGUAAUGAUAUUAUUGUCUGAGUAUUGUAACAAACGAGGAUGUGACAUAAAAACUGAAAAUAAAAAAGAUUAUUUAAAGUUUUUUGACCAAAAUCAAAAAAUAAAAACAAAUAACUGUUUGGAUUAUCAAUUAGAAAAACUUUUGAAACAGUUAUCGUUGGAAAAAUAUUGGCCAAUUUUUGACGAAAAAAAUCUUAGUUAUAAUGAUUUUUUAAAAUUAACUGAAGAAGACCUUAAGAAUAUCGGAAUUAAUUAUUAUUUGUUUUAGUUUGUUUGGCCCCAGAAGAAAGUUAAUUAUGACUAUUUAUAAAUUAAAUGAAUUAAGAACAUCAGAAGAACAUUCAAGAAGUUGAUAACAUUGUUUUUUUUAUAUAUUUUAAUGAAUUAUAUGUUUUAUAAAUUUUACUUUUUUUAA